AUGCUUUUUCCAGGCGGUUACAAUCAUCUGCGCAGUCCCGUAUGCCAAGACGAGAAUCAGAGGGAUGAAACCUCGCCGCCGCCGCACAGCCAUAACACCCAAGCGCCCAAUUCUCAUUCCAGCACCCCGAACAGCAACAACAACAACAACAAUAACAAUAACGCGAACAACGCGUAUAUACACCUGCGGAACUUGAACCAGCUGAAAACAGAGUCGAACUACAGCAAUCACCAUAUAACGGAGCAUCUUCAAGGUGGUGGAGCAGGGUUGACGAGCGGCAACGAUCUCGCUGGUACAGGAACGAACGAGAGUGACCUGAGGGUUAGCCAAUCGGCCACGGAGAGCUACAUGACCCCGGCCCACUAUUCCGGAUACGACGAGACCUCCGAGUAUCACAGCCUGCCGCAGGAUCACCAGCCGCCGCAUCCUUUCAACCUGGAUGGCUCGCCGGAAUUUUACAGCGCCAGUGGAAUUCACAUCGAGCCGAAGUAUCAGCCGUCGCCGUUUAAAAAUUACCCUCGAGGUCGCUAUCACGAAGGAUACAGUGAGAGCGGCGGAUACGGACAAUACGAUGCGACGCCGUUCCAGACGGUUCCCGGAAGCGGAAGCGGCGGCGGAGGUGGCGGCGUUGGCGGUGAUCAAUGGGGAGUUGGUCCUCUCGAGCACCUGUCUCAUCAUCCGGCAUUCCUGGCUGGUCUUGGUCCAAGGGACUCUUCCAAUCCUCAUCACCCUUCGUCUAUUGGAAACAAUCCUGAUCAGAAACCUCUGCUGCAAAGCGCGAUGAUCCCCGGUUACACAAACAGCGGACCCUGCUUUACCGGUUCCGGUCCCAUUCAACUCUGGCAGUUCUUGCUAGAGCUGUUAACAGACAAAUCAUGCCAAGGAUUUAUCUCGUGGACUGGCGAUGGCUGGGAGUUCAAGUUGACGGAUCCGGAUGAAGUGGCUCGUCGUUGGGGUAUCCGUAAAAACAAGCCUAAAAUGAACUACGAGAAACUGAGCCGCGGUCUCCGUUAUUACUACGACAAGAAUAUUAUACAUAAAACAGCCGGCAAACGAUACGUUUACCGCUUUGUCUGUGACUUACAGAGUCUCCUAGGGUAAGCCUGUAACUUGCAAUAGUUUUUUUAAUUUCUUGGGUUAAUCACUCAGUGAUUAAAAUUCAUCAAAGUAGUUAAGAUAAUGUUCAAUUUUGAUUGAUCUUUCGUAAAAUACACAGAUAAAAACUUGUGUUUUUUUUUUUUUUUCUUUUUUUUAUCACAUUGUAUAUAUAAACCGAAUUUAACGUGAUACGAGUUUUAUACUUUAUUUCAGUAUAUAUGUUGUUCGUUUGUAGAUACAGUCCGGAAGAACUCCACGCAAUGGUAGAUUUGAAGCCAGAGAAAAAGGAAGAAGACUGA
This is a messenger RNA of Heterotrigona itama, 1397 nucleotides long. Lineage: Eukaryota; Metazoa; Arthropoda; Insecta; Hymenoptera; Apidae. The record is from the annotation of a GenBank genome assembly.